CCAUUUGCCUGCAGCAAGAUGGCGGCGGUCUUAAUGUCAGUGGCGCUGAAGCAGGCGUUGUUGGGGAGAAGAGCAGCGGCUACAGCUGCUAUUUCCGUUUCCAGGGUUCCAACCAGAUUGUUGAGCACAUCCACAUGGAGGCUGGCACAGGACCAAACUCGAGACACUCAACUUAUAACAGUUGAUGAAAAAUUGGAUAUCACUACAUUAACUGGUGUUCCAGAAGAGCAUAUCAAAACUAGAAAAGUCAGGAUCUUUGUUCCUGCUCGAAAUAACAUGCAGUCUGGAGUAAACAACACAAAGAAAUGGAGGAUGGAGUUUGAUACCAGGGAACGAUGGGAAAAUCCUUUGAUGGGUUGGGCAUCUACGGCUGAUCCUUUGUCCAAUAUGGUUCUAACCUUCAGUACUAAAGAAGAUGCAGCUGCCUUUGCAGAAAAAAAUGGAUGGAGCUAUGACAUUGAAGAGAGGAAAGUUCCGAAACCCAAGUCCAAGUCUUAUGGUGCAAACUUUUCUUGGAACAAAAGAACAAGAGUAUCCACAAAAUAGAUUGGCACUGACUGUAUCUCUACUUGACUGUGAAUAAAGUCAGCUGUGCAGUAUUUAUCGCCCAUGUAUACAUCUCUUAAUCACCUAAUAAAUUUGACCUUAAAAUUAUAGAUA
Messenger RNA from Marmota flaviventris (yellow-bellied marmot), 660 nucleotides. RefSeq names its product NADH:ubiquinone oxidoreductase subunit S4 (gene Ndufs4). Gene Ontology annotation, biological process: electron transport chain. The record is from RefSeq and is a predicted model, not a curated record. Lineage: Eukaryota; Metazoa; Chordata; Mammalia; Rodentia; Sciuridae. Gene Ontology annotation, cellular component: respiratory chain complex I.